AUGAAUUCCAACAGCCAGCACGAUCCGGACAGCAAAUCAGCCUCACACAUUGCCUUCAGGAGAGUUGCUAUCAUCGGCGCUGGGCUGAGCGGGAUUGUGUCUGCCGUACAUUUGCUCCGUAUCGGCAUUGAUGUUACCGUAUUUGAGCGAGCAGAGGACUUGGGCGGAGCCUGGAACUAUAGCCCGCUUCCAGAUCGAGAUCCACCUUUCCCCAACGUCCGACCGCCGGCUCCGGAUUGGACCCGACUGGAACGGCUGCGUGCGGAGGGGCUGAGUGCCGAGGAGGCGGCAUCGUACUUCGCUCCUCCGGGUCCGAUAUACGCCAAUAUGAAGAGCAGGGGCAGCAAGACAGCCACGCGAACAUCUCUACUCAACUGGCCCGAGGGGAGCGGAGACCCUCUUGAUCACGGCGAGGUGCUGCAGUAUCUCCAGGACAUUGCUCGCACAUACUACGUGGAAGACAUGAUUCGCUUUCGCACGCGAAUGGAGGAGGUAUCAAAGACAGAAGGUGAUACGGAGAAUUGGGCAUUCGAUGCCGUCGUCGUGGCUACAGGUAGAUACAGCGUUCCUCGCGUGCCUGACGUGCCAGGACUGUCUGACUGGAAGGGCAAGUUCCCGGACCGGGUGAUACAUGCAAAGCAGUACCGCACGCCAACACGCUUCGGCGGCAAGAGAGUGCUCAUUAUCGGGGCUUUUAUCUCAGCCAUCGAGAUAACCAGAGAGUUGACCCGUAGCGGGGCAACCGUGUACCAGAGCGCAAAUACAACCAGAGUCGGCUUCCGAGAUCAAAACGAGAACGCCAUCAAAGUCGCCAUGGCGGCUAAGUUUGUCACAUUCGCGCAUGUCGAGGACAGCACCGUCCCACAGCAACUAGAUGGCGACAGCCCCAUUCCAGGACAGGUAAUCCUCGAAGAUGGACAAGUCCUGGGUACCAUCUACCACGUCAUAAUAGCAACGGGCUACCUGACCACAUUCCCCUUUCUCGGCCCCAUUCUAGAGCAACCAUUCACACCCUUGGAUGAGGCGGAUGACAGGGUUGUCACUACGGCAGACGGCAGAAACGUGCAUAAUCUACACGAAGACAUCUUCUACAUCCCCGACCCGACCCUGGCUUUCAUCGGCGUUACGCACUUUGCCAAUACCUUUUCCCUCUACGACUUUCAAGCUCAGGUUUUAGCCGUUGUUUUCGCAAGUCGAGUGCGACUCUCCCCCGAGGCUGCAAUGAAGGCGACGCAGAGUCGGCGGAAGAUGCGAGUCCUACCGGGGACGCUCCUGAAUAGCAUAUUCUUGCUGAAUGACAUUGUCAUUCGGAAAUUUCUGGAGUGGGUCAAUCGGGAUCUGGUAGCGAACGGCUUCAAGUCACUCUCGGGACCGGAUCAAGACUGGUGGAAUGCUUUCAAAAAGGAGAGGGAGGGGGCUCGGCCCCUUUUAGGUCUAUUGCAGGAUAAUUCCUUGAGCUAG
Lasiosphaeria miniovina is the source of this 1461-nucleotide messenger RNA. RefSeq names its product FAD dependent oxidoreductase. Gene Ontology annotation, molecular function: NADP binding; oxidoreductase activity; flavin adenine dinucleotide binding. The transcript is spliced from 2 exons. NCBI's taxonomy places the organism in Eukaryota, Fungi, Ascomycota, Sordariomycetes, Sordariales, Lasiosphaeriaceae. The coding region runs from base 1 to 1461 and encodes 486 amino acids. The record is from RefSeq and is a predicted model, not a curated record.